UAAAUAUUCAACAGAGGAUGCUAGCUAUGCCCACGUCGGACACGACAAAAGGACAGCAACUCCUGAAUAACUGGAGUAAAGAUGAAACCACAUGCUUUAUCGAGGACAUUAAGUUGUAGGUAUCUGACUGAGAGCCUGUAGCCAUGGAUGGGCAUGUUGCCAAAAACAAUGAAAGCACUUUCCCCAGCUUUGUGGACCUGGAUGACUUUCUCACUAAGCACAACUCCAACUUCAUCUGGCUCCUCGUCGCCACCAUUCUGUCCUGUGGAUGGAUCAUCUAUUUAACUUAUUACAACUCCCGCAACAUUGGCCUCAUCCUCACCCUCAUCAUCAACAGACUCUACAAGGAUGGCUACAUUCAUAUUGGCUCCUUCUCCUUCUCUGUGCUGUCGGGGAAAGUCAUGUUCAGAGAUGUCUACUACAUCAACCAAGACCUGUCUAUCAGGAUACAGGAUGGCUUCCUCAUAUUUCGCUGGUGGAAAAUGUAUAACCCAAAACAGAAACAGCAUGACCCCAAGGCAGAGACCAGGCUUUACGUGACGGUUAACGGCUUCGAGUUUCACGUCUACAACCGCACUGACCUCUACGCCCGACUGCAGGAGACCUUUGGACUGGACCCCACACUCAUAACGCCCAAAAAAGAUGAGGAGAGGGGACGAGAGGACAGAAACAAGACCCUAGAAAGUGUGAACAUUAAAGCAGAAAGUUCGGACCACACGUCGUCCUGGCGCUCCCUCAUUCCUGUCAUCAAAGUUAACAUCAGCACCGGUCGUCUGGCUUUUGGGAACCACUACCUCCCUCAAACUCUGUGUAUGAACUUUGAGGAUGCCUUUCUGACGUACGCCACCAAGCCUCCAUCCAGCCACCUGGACCAGUACAUGCACAUCGUCAAAGGCUCGCUGGAGAACGUGCGCGUCAUGCUGGUUCCCAGUCCACGCUACCUUGGCAUGCAGAACGAUGAACCUCCCAGACUGAUGGGUGAAGGCUUUGUGGUCAUGCAGUCCAAUGAUGUUGACAUCUACUAUUACCAGGAUGAACCCGGUCUGGUGCCUGUGGAGCAGGAGGGUGGGGAGGAGGCAGAGACAUGCAGUGAGGGCGAUAAGCUUCAGGACCUGCCUCCAUGUUGGGGUCUGGAUAUCGUCUGCGGAAAAGGCACCGACUUUAACUACGGCCCUUGGGCAGAUCGUCAGAGGGACUGUCUGUGGAAGUUCUUCCUGCCGGCCGACUACCAGGACAUGAAAGUGACUGAGGUUGCUCAGCCAGGAAAACCCAGGCAGAUCCAAGCCUUCGAGCUCCGCAUGAACAUCAUCGCUGACGCCACCAUCGAUCUGCUUUUUACCAAAAACAGGGAAACCAAUGCCAUCCAUGUGAAUGUAGGUGCAGGCUCUUACCUGGAAGUCAACAUCCCCAUGACUGUCGGAGAGAAUGGCUACUCUCCCACCAUCAAAGGCCAGCUGCUUCACGUGGACACCACCAGCAGCAUGCAGUACAGGACGCUCCUGGAGGCUGAGAUGCUGGCUUUUCAUGUGAUAGCCAGCUACCCUCGGGUCUGGAACAUGCCUCAGUUCUGGCAGUGUGAGAUUGAGGUGUACAAGGCCACCUACCACUUCAUCUACGCUCAGAAAAACUUCUUCACAGAUUUGAUCCAGGACUGGGCAAGUGACAGUGCCCCGGACAUCUACUCGUUUGUGCCCUAUUCCUGGAAGUUCAAGGUCCUUUUCCACCAGUUCGAGAUGAUCUGGGCGGCAAACCAGCACAACUGGAUCGACUGUUCCACCAAACAGCAGGAGAAUGUGUACCUGGCAGCAUGCGGCGAGACGCUCAACAUCGACUUCACUUUGCCUUUCAACGAGUUUGUUCCAACCACCUGCCAUACCCGCUUCAGCUUAAAGGCAGAGGACACAGACAUGCGUCUGUCCCUGCCAGAGUGCCACCCGAGCCGUUAUCCCCUCCUCACCCUGGCCAAAGAUUACCAGAACGUCAAGCUGCCCCCAGACAUGUUCAUGCCCGGGGAGACCCAGGGAGCUCCUCCUCCCAAACCCACCAAGUCCCGCUGGAGGAACAUCACCCACGCAGAAGCUGGCUGGGUGGAUUGCUGGAGUGUGCCCAACUUCUUGCUCAUCAUCGACUACACCUGGCAUCCCAUUUAUCCCCAGAAGGCCGAUGAGCAACUCAAACAGUCGCUGUCUGAGAUGGAAGAAUCCAUGCUGUCAGCUCUGCGUCCCCCGGAGCACGCCUCAGUGCACCACAACGCUCCGCCACGCUACACCUCCACAUCCGCUUCAGCUGCCCACAGCCGGAUGCCCACCGACCCCUCAGAGCUCCCCCCUGACAGACUCCACGUGGAGAUGGAAAUGUCUCCAGACUCUCAGAUCAUCCUCUACGGGCCUUUGCUCCGAGCACUGAUCUCCAUCAAGGAGAAUUAUUUUGGUGAGGACGACAUGUACACAGACUUUGAGGAGGCAGUGUCCAGCCCCGUGCUGUCCACCUCCACCUCUUCAGGUCUGGGCUGGUCUCCUCUGGGAAUGGAGGACAGCGAACAGAAGGAAGGCUCAAACAUCCAUCCCCUGGACCUGCGCCCCUGGGACAUCACCGUGCUCAUCAACCUCUACAAAGUCCACGGCCGACUGCCAAUGCACUGCAGCAGCGAGGGUCCCGAAGGUCCGUCCGGCUUCUUGGAGCGGCUGUGUUUUGAGAUGAAGAAGGGUUACAAGGAGACGAUGCUUCAGCUGCUCCUGUCUCCCAUUCACAUCUUCAUCAGUGACAACUACCAGCGUCCUACAGCGGAUGGUGUGUUGAGGGAUGGCCACCUGAGUUUGUCUGGCCUGCAGAUGAGGGCUCACGCCAUGUUCUCAGCUCAGGGCCUCCCCCUGGGCAGUGACACGCUGGAGUACGCCUGGCUCAUCGACAUGCAGGCCGGGGGGCUCACCGGCAGGGUCACUGUGCCACAGGUGGCCAGUAUGAUCGAGUGGGGGGAGACUUUCCUCUUCCACGGGGUGUCCCGAGAGUUCCAGCUAGAACAACCUAAGCCCUCUGUCAUCUGCCAGCACGGCGUGGACCGCCGCAUCUGUGAUGCCAAGCUAAGCUGCCUGCCAGGUCACUGUCGCACAUCAGAGGAGCUGAAGUACACCAUGACCCGACUGGCCAUGGAUGGGGUUGACCUCUUUGUUGUGGAGCAUGGCUGCGCUGCCAACAUCAAGACGGCUAACGUUCGUGUAGCCAACUGCAACCUGCACAACCAGGCAGUGGGAGAAGGCAUCAGCGCCAUGGUGCAGGACGUAAACAUCCGGCAGUACAUCGAGCAGCAGCAGCACAGCGAGGCGACCAGAUUGCAGCCAGCUGGACAGGGUCAAGGUCCGGGUCAGCCGUUAGGUCUGGGUCAGCCCCCUCUGCUGCGACGCUCUGUCUGGCUGGAGGCGGGUUCAGUCAACCUGAACCUCAUCACAGCAGACAUUGCCCUAGCCGCUGACCACCCAGCCAAAUGUGAGGUCCAGAGGCAAUUUCUGGAGCUACACGAUGCUCAGACCAAAAGACUCUGGUUCCUGUGGCCGGAAGAAGCCGGCAUCCGGAACAAGCGCAGCAGGAACCGCUGCGGCUGCCUCGGAGGCUGCAGGUUCUUUGGAGGCACCAACAUGGGCCUGGACUUCUUUAAGCUUGAAGAGCUGACGCCGUCAUCCUCGUCCGCGUUCUCCUCUUCCAGCACCGAGUCGGACAUGUCUUACGGACAGUCUCUGCUGCAGCCGGGGGAGUGGAUUAUUACUAAGGAAACUCCCAAAGUGGAUGGGAGAGUAGUCGGACUGAAGACGGACACGCACUCGCCCUGCCUGCCCCCUGAGCUGCCUGAGAGGCGCGGUCAGCAGUACCUCAGUCUGCAGGUGCCCCAACGCUCCCACAGCUCUGCCUCCUCCUCUGAAGAAAAUAGUUCCUCUAGUGCCGCGCUGCCCCUGCUGGCCGGAGAGAGGGACACUCCAUCGCCGAGCACAGAGGAACGCAUGUUCCCCAUGAACGGCAAAAGCCCUGCAGACACGCUUGGAGAGGUCCCAGAGGUCUCGCCAGUCUCACCCAACAGCUCCCAGGACCGCUCCUCAGUGCGCUCACCCCUCUGCUCUCCUCUCAAGCGCCAGUCCUCUGUCCACUCAGGCCGACUGGGCAGCACCAAGAGCCUGUCUGCGGCCGUCUUCACAGACAAGCCUCCCCCAGUCCUGUCCGGAGGCGUCCAGUUCAGCAGCGAGGUUUCCCGCAGCGAUGAAAACGUCCUGGAUUCGCCACGUCAGCGCAGGAGCUACGGCUCCUUCCCCUUCACGCCUUCAGCAGACUCUAACACGUUCCAUCAGUACCGCUCCGCAGACUCCAGCAUGUCCGUGGCCGACAGCGAGGCCUACUUCUCCGCCGCUGAGGAUUUUGAGCCAAUUAGCAGCGCCGACGAGGGUCCGGGGACGUACCCGGGUCGCAAGAAGAAGAGGAGGCAGCAGAUGCAGCAGCCGCAGCAGCCCCCGUAUCACAUGGAGAACUACAGCCGGAGCUCCAUCUACCACAGUGUCGAGGGACCCCUCACCUAUGUUCUUAACGGGGAGUUGAUCACUGAGCCCCGCCCUCUGCCCAUGCCCCCACUGCUGCCCCCGCUGCCGCCUCAACCCCUGCCCAGCCACACGUCCCAGGCGUCCUUCGUCUCAGCCCUGGCCAUGGAGGAGGAGAGCUCCGUGGAGGCCGAGAAGACGGCUGAACCCGGCCCUGUAACCCGCCAGCCUCACGUCAUGGCGUGCUACCAGAACUACCUUGCCCACUACCAGGUGUCAAACUGGUCUGUGAAGCAGCCCACCAAUAAGAGGACCUCCAAGUCCUCUCUGCACCGCCCCCUAGAUUUGGACACACCCACCAGCGAGGAGAGCUCCGGCUCCUUUGACCAGCUCUCUGUUCCCAGCUUUAAGGUGAUAAAGCAAGGCCUCUCUGCCAGCUCUUUACUGGACAGAGGACUUCAGCUGAUGGGAGAGAACAACAGCACACCAUACACCCCACUGGAUAAGAGGGCCAUGGAGAACACGGAUGAGGACACGACGACUGAUGACUGGACUCUGGAGCAGCCCUUAGCUCAGACAAGGACCACCGCCAUCGUGGAGGUGAAGGGAGCCAUCAAUGUGGUGCUCACGCCUCUGGUGGCUGAAUCCCUCGACAGGUACAUUGAGUCCAUGGUCCACUUUGCCAGUAUCCGCCAUCCUGCAGCCAUUCUGGAUGACCUGCAUGGGAAAGUCCUCAAUGAGGCCUAUCAGAUCAGCAAGUCCACGGUCACCGAGUCUAGUCAAACCGGCAAGCAGGAGCACAAGCUGUCCAAGACAGAGGGCACGACCCCCGGCUCCCUCAACAUCACCCACGGCCAGACAGACCUGUCCAUCAAACCAGAUAAUGUGAAAAUCAAGGGCCUCCAAGCCAACGUCUCCAUCCCCAAGGUGAACCUUUGCCUCCUGCAGGCGUCUGUAGAGGAGGGGUCACCGUCCUGCUCCAGUAAGUGUGUCACGCAUGUGUCUCUGGUGGCGCUGUGCUUCGACAGGAUUGCCACCCAGUUCCGAAUGAACAGGGGCAUUGUAGAGGAAACACCCAACACCACGGAACAUGGCCGACCAUCAGUCAUGCUGGAGAAGUACGCCUCAGCCACCAAAAUGCAGCCUCAGUCUUCUGGCUCGCUGCGCUCCAACGCCGGCAUCGAGAAAGGCAAAGAGAUAGCCGCCAGGCUCAACAUCCACAGGAUCCACAGCCAACUGCGAGGCCUCGACUCCACUGACAUUGGCACGUGUGCCAUCACAGCGAUCCCUUUUGAAAAGUCCAAAGUGCUGUUUGGUCUUGAGGAAAUGGAGGAGUUUUCAAUGGUGGAUGAAACUGAUGCCCAGAACACGGCAGGAGAUCUUGGUCGUUCGGCGGCGUCUCUUGAGAAAUGGGGCUGGAUCAUGUUUGAAUGUGGCAUCGAGAACCUCACGGUCAAAGGGGGCCGUCAGUCAGGGGCCAUUCUUUACAAUUCAUUUGGUGUGAUGGGACGCUCAGACACUGGAGGGAAGACGGGGAUGUCCAAGUCCAACGGUUCGACAGGCUCUCAGACUGGCAGCGGUUACAGCACCGACGUCUCUGAUGACAACCUGCCGCACGACACCAUCAGCCCGGCCUCUGAUGUCAACGAGCACUCAGACUCAGACGACCAGGAUGAAGGAGUGGAGUCAGAUGACCUGAAGAAAGACCUCCCCCUCAUGCCUCCGCCCCCUGACUCCAGCAGCAUGAAGCUCACCAUCAGAGAGAUCUGGUUCAGUUUCGCUGCUCCAACUAACGUGCGCUCGCCCUCACAGGCCAUCUCCAGACAGCUGAAUCUGCUCAGCACAGCCACACCUGCCAUCGGAGCCUGGUUAGUUCCCAUCGACCAGCUCAAAUCUUCUCUACGCAAACUGGACAUGGAGGGCACACUGCGCGUGUGUGCUGUAAUGGGCUGCAUCAUGACAGAAGCGCUUGAGAAAAAGAGCAUACACAUCCCCAUCCGGAGCAAGUACAACCGUGUGACUAAACGGGCUCGCUACCUGUAUGAGAACCCCUCCUGUAUGCUCUGUAACAUCCUUCACCGCUAUCUGCAGCAGGCCGACUACUCUGUCAUUGAGGAGGCUACCAUGAAUGACGGGGUUCCAGCCCUAGUGACUCUAAAAAAGGGUCUUGUCGCUUUGGCCAGACAAUGGAUGAAAUUUAUAGUGGUGACUCAGGGUUUCAAAGCUAUUGGUCUGAUGAGGCCCAAUCAGCUCGCCAAACCCAAGGAGCCACAACAGAGCCUGGGUGAGACCAUCUUGGGCCUGGACAACGGCGCCGCGCUGGCGAGCGACACCAGCGCUGAUGGAGCUGAGUUUGAGUUUGACGCAGCCACAGUGAGUGAACACACCAUGCUACUGGAGGGAGCCUGCAGUCGUCCCCCACCAAAAGAAGCAAACUCUGGGCCUGUCAGCGGAGUGGAGAUCAUGAGGAAGCUGUCCAAGUCCCACACACACAACGAGUCUGCACUCAGGAUAAAGGGCUCCCAUCCAUACCAGUCGCUGAGCUACACCAGCGGUGACACAGCAGCUGACUCACCGGCCCAUGUGAGCCGUGCAGGCCUGCCAGCCAAGGACAGCCCCAGGAAGGAGAGCCUCCUGAGUAAUCUGACAGGCAGCUUUCGCAGUCUGCACAACCUACUGGAGGGCAUGCCCCAGAGGAGCGAACCGUCUGCUGCCGCUGCAGCCAAGAGCAGCUCCCUCACUCGCACAGGAAACAGUUUAGGGACAGACAUGCUGACGGAGCACCCGCUGCUGUCGGAGCCCUCUUCCGUCAGCUUUUACAACUGGAUGUCCAACGCUGUGGGCAACAGGACAGGGGCUGUAACCCAGGACUCGCCAGUUAACCGCUCCCAGCACAACAGCCUGCAGACAGAAAUAUCUGGAAACAGUUGCCAGAGUCUGUUCAGUAGCAAUCACCGAGGUGGGACAUGUAACCUGCCCACAAUCCCCUCGGCGUCCGACUUCAACACAGUGCUUUCCAGCGAUCAGAACACCUUGGAUGGGACCCACUCCCAGCACUCCCAGCACAGCACCAGCCAGGACGACAUGGCCGACAUUGAGGAGGGCAACCUGUGUCCUGCUGCUGUUCAGCUGGCCGAUGCUCAGGUUGUUUUCAAGCCUCUGUUGAGCUACACGGGCAUCCAGGCCCAAGACGCCACACCUCUCAGUUACAAGAUGUAUUUUGGAGAGCACCUGUCUUUCUCUGGCAACCUUGAGUGUCUCAGAGCGGACAUCGUCGACUCUGACACCUCCAAAGAUCGUAAAAACAAAAGGUCCAGGAGACAGGGCAUGGUGAACCUCCCUCCGCUGGAGUUCAAGCCAGCUCUGCUGAUUGAGACAUUCAGCCUGAACGCAGUGGUGAUGGAGAAGUCGACCAGCGCUCCGCAGGGCCCCACCGCGGUGCCGCUUUCAUUCCACGACCUCAACCGCCGCCACUACAACACAUUCCACUGCGAUUUCACCACAGCCUGUCAGGCCAUCAGCCAGCGCGUUGACAUGGCCCUGGUGCGCCUCAUCCACCAGUUCAGCACCAUGAUCGACGACAUCAAGGCCACGCAGACCGAUAUCAAGCUGAGCCGCUACACCGCCGGCUCGGCCUCACCGACGCCAACCUUCAAGGCCCGGCCGUACCGCCACUUCAGGUCCUCUGACUUCAGCCGCAGCUCCCGGGGCAGCCUUAACGGAGCGGGGCGCAGCGGGACCCAAACGCUGAAGAGCAAGAGAGGGGUGGGUGGAGGAGGAGCAGGUGGUGGAGGAGGAGGAGGUGUUACUGGGGGUUUACCACUGAAUGGGCCUCCAUCAGGCAUGGACACGCUGGGGAGGAGGGAGCCACGAGGACGCAGCUCCCUCGGACGCUCAGAACGACGCACCUCUAAGGUGUCAAGGAAGGGCUCUCGUGACGUGGCAGACCACAUGGCCAUCCAGAUGGACGACUCCGACUCCAUCACCGUGUCGGAGCAGAGCGAGCCGUCAGCAGAAUGUUGGCAGAACAUGUAUAAGCUACUCAACUUCUACUCCCUCAUCUCAGAUCCCACUGGCAUCCUGGAAAAAAGCUCCCCUGAGAACUGCCUUUCAGAAGGUGGCCGUCGGCCCUCAGAGCCGCUCUGCAAAGUCAUCUUUGAGAAUGAGCAGCAGGACCCAACCACGCCCAACAAGCCCCCUGGUGCAGGCGGGCGAAGGCGUAGCCUGGUAAGCUCCGAGCCCCAACAUGUCACACUUAUAGUGUUCGGCAUUGGCAUGGUGAAUCGCACUCACCUGGAGGCCGACAUCGGCGGGCUGACCAUGGAGGCGGAGCUGAAGAAGAUCCAUGGAAGCUUCACCCUAAAGGAGAAGAUGAAAGAUAUCCUGCACCAGAAAAUGACUGAGACGUGUGCAUCGGCUCACAUAGGAGGGGUAAACAUUGUUCUACUGGAAGGCAUAACUCCUGACAUCCAAACGGUGGUCAAAUGCAACAUUGCUAAGUCCCAGGCCCUGUACAGCGCCCAGCGAGGACUGAAGACCAACAACGCAGCAGUCUUCAAAGUGGGGGCCAUCAUGAUCAACAUCCCCCAGCACCCAGCUACGCUGCACAGCAUGAUGGUCCGCAGCUCCCACCAGCUCUCCAAACAGAUCUCUGACCUCAUCCGCCAGCCCUCCAUUGUUCAACCUCCUAACAGAGAGGACACCCCGACCCCGCAGCCCUCUGACAAAGCAUCCAGCAUCAAUCAGACCCCCGUCGAAGCCAACGAGUUCCCCCAGCUCCCUGAAGGCCUCGAGAAGAAGCCCAUCGUCCUCAAGUUCAGCGCCAUGAUGGAUGGCAUCACCAUCGGGGCCGCCCUGCUGCCCUCACUCAAAGCAGAGUACAAAAUGGGUCGUGUGAAGAGCCAUGGCAUGACAGGGGCACAAACCAGCUUCACCUUUGAGUUGCCAAAUCACAAGCUUUGCUUCCAGUCCAAAGUGUCCCCAGUGGACAUGUCCACCAUGCCACCAUCUGCCAGUCUCACCCUGCCCCCGGUCACCAUGUCAGGAGAGUACAUCAUGGAGGACCAUGAGAGCCACUCGGACCAGGGCUGGGCUCCUGACGACUUCCCUGCGAAGCAAGGGAACUACCUCCAGGGCAACUACCUGCGCUGUGUCGCUGAGAUUGGUUCAUUUGAGCACAACCUGACCACAGACCUGCUCAACCACCUGGUCUUCCUGCAGAAGGUUUUCAUGAAGGAGGUCAAUGAGGUCAUCCAGAAAGUCUCAGGAGGAGAACAACCCAUCCCAUUGUGGAACGAGCACGACACCUCAACAGAUGCAGACAAGCCCAAAAUCCUGCUUUACUCUCUGAGCCUCAUGUUCAAGGGAAUCCAGAUGACCGCCACCACUCCCUCCAUGCGAGCUGUGCGCUUUGAGACGGGCCUCAUCGAGCUGGAGCUGUCCAACAGGAUCCAGUGCAAGGCUCAGCCCGGUGGCAGCAGCAGCUACCUGAAACUGUUUGGCAAAUGUCAAGUGGAUCUCCACCUGGCUCUCGGACAGAUCGUCAAGCACCAGGUGUAUGAAGAAGCUGGCUCAGACUUCCACCAGGUGGCGUACUUCCGAACUCGGAUCGGUCUGCGGAAUGCUCUGCAGGAGGAGAUCAGCGGCUCCUCCGACAAGGAGGCCGUCCUCAUCACGCUCAACAGGCCCAUCGUUUUCGCCCAGCCGGUGGCAUUCGACAGAGCUGUGCUCUUCUGGCUGAAUUACAAAGCGGCGUACGACAACUGGAACGAGCAGCGCUUGGCCCUCAACAAGGACAUCCACGUGGCCACCAAAGAGGUGGUGGAUAAGCUGCCGGGCAUCCAGCAGACCUCCGCCCAGGCCUUCAGCACCCUCUUCCUGCAGCUGACCGUCAACGACCUGGGCAUCUGCCUCCCCAUCACCAACACAUCCCAGAGAGGACAAGUACCAGUAACGGAGGGCAUCCACUCUGAAGCUGGGGCCAGCACAUCAGUAGGCCGGCAUAAAAAUGCACGAAAAGCCAACCACAGCAUAGAUUUUGAUACCGGCUCAGCUAUGGUCCUGACCAUCGAGAGCACCCUGAUCACCGCCUGCUCCUCCGAGUCCCUGGUAAGCAAAGGCCACUUCAAGAAUUUCUGCAUCCGCUUCGCCGAGGGCUUCGAGACCUCCUGGGAUGACUGGAAGCCUGAAAUCCGAGGGGAUAUGGUCAUGAACGCUUGUGUAGUCCCUGAUGGUACAUAUGAAGUAUGUUCCCGGACUACAGGGCAACCCUCUGCAGAAAGCAGUAGCGCCGGUACCUGGACCCUGAACGUGCUUUGGAAAAUGUGCGGUAUCGAUGUUCACAUGGAUCCCAACAUUGGCAAGCGCCUCAACGCGCUGGGUAACACGCUGACAUCGCUGACUGGAGAGGAGGACGUAGAUGACAUCGCUGACCUGAACUCUGUCAACAUGGCGGACCUUUCAGACGAGGACGAAGCCGACUCCAUGUCGCCGACCAUCCACAUGAGUCCGGGGAGCCAGUUCAGCCCUCGGCUGACAUUAAGGAAGCGUCUGGUAAACCACAUCCUGGGCCUCAGCCCCAGGCCUCAGAGUGUGUCUGUCCCAGCAGACGACUCAUACUGUGCAUCGCCUCGCCUCGGAGCGGGCAGUGCCAGGGCCCAAAGACCUCUCUCCUGGGCCUGUGAGACCAUUGACCCCAGAAGGCAGAUGGCGAUGGGGAACCAAGUGAUUGACGCUCGUGGGAGGAAGUUCACAAAGAGGGUGGUGGACAUCAGAGAGCUGAACGAGCAGGCCAAGGUCAUCGACGACCUCAAGAAACUGGGGGCCAGUGAAGGCACCAUCAACCAGGAGAUCCAGCGCUAUCAGCAGCUGGAGUCUGUGGCCGUCAAUGACAUCAGGAGAGACGUCCGAAAGAAGCUGCGUCGCUCCAGCAUGAGGGCGGCCUCUCUGAAGGAUAAGUGGGGUCUUGGCUACAAACCAAGCUACAACCGCUCCAAAAGCAUCUCAGCGGCAGCAGGCCGGCCACCACUGAAAAGGAUGGACAGACAGAGUUCCAGAAUCGGGGAUGUGGAUGAUCUGCCAGACAUGCGUGUGGAUGCGUCCUCUCCUGGGCCUCGGGUCACUUUUAACAUCCAGGACACGAUAAAUAAUCCGUCCUUGGACGCUGCACAUGCACCUGUCAGUCCAGGAGAGGUAUUUAAGUUUCCUGAGGAGACAGAGGUGGACCUGUUGUCUGUCACCAUUGACGAGCCAUCCCAUCCUCAUCAUCACCUUCAUCUCCAUUCGCCAUCCGUUCUGGAGGGCCAGCAUUCAGUUUUCAGUGCCCCCGGCACCCCUGCUGUCUUCUCACCCGCACUUCCCUUCCAGCACGACGACAUGAGGCGAGACGACCUGUCCUCCUCCUCCUCCGAAGACUCUGAAAAGGAGGACGAGUUUGAGCGGGAGCGACCGCCGAGCUAUCGGAGGCCAUUCCAAGCGUCGCAUAGGAAGUCCUCGGGGUUUUCUGCAGUGAGUCAGCUGUUCAGCGAGCGCUGGCCUAGCACGCCCGCCAACCGCAGCUUCAGCGGCCCGACAACUGAGAGGAACAUCGACUUUGAGCUGGAUAUCCGUGUGGAGAUUGACAGCGGGAAGUGUGUCCUUCACCCCACCACUCAGCAGCCCGAGCAUGAGGACAUUUCCCUCAGGAGGAGCUGUGAGCGCAGCCUCAAGAGUCUGGACCAGGAGUCUCCCCCCAAGAAGAAGAAGCUGCAGCCUACCUACACCUCCACCACCCACCUCCUAGCUGGCAAGAAAAACCCCUCGUCCCUGCAGACCAAAUCCAACGACAUGGAGACCACAGUCUUUUACAUUCCAGGAGUCGACGUCAAGAACUCUCCACAGCAGGUGUGCCACUAG
Messenger RNA from Plectropomus leopardus (leopard coralgrouper), 12410 nucleotides. NCBI's taxonomy places the organism in Eukaryota, Metazoa, Chordata, Actinopteri, Perciformes, Serranidae. The record is from RefSeq and is a predicted model, not a curated record.